AUGAAUAGCAAAACGGUAAACAAUGCAAACAAUAAUAAGGGGACUAUUGAACCUUUCACGAAUUCAAACAUACAUCCGAUACCUAGUGAUAUUCAUAACAGUUCGCAGAAUCAACUAAUAAAUAAAACAACUAAUAAUAGAAAUAAUAGCACAAACAACGUACAAAAUGAAAAUUUCAUACUUUUAAAUUCGAAUUAUUGUAGUGUAGAUAUGCAGAAUAAAGGAAAUAAUAUUACCAAUGAAAGUUAUAUCAAAUUGGAGCAAAAUUAUAAUGGGGAUAUUACGAAUGCUAAUAAUUUUACCCCCAAUAAUGAUAGUACUAAAAGAAAUUCCAUACCCUCAAACGGCACAGGAAAUGCAGAUAACAUUGAAACUCUGAAUAAUUCGAAUAAUAUGAACAGUUCAGGUAAUUCCAGUGCAACUGUAAAUUUAAAUACGAGUGCAAAUUCAAAUUCAUGUGCAGAUCCAAAUGCGAAUGUAAAUCCAGAUGAAAAUGCCAAUACUAAUAAUAUUAUAAAUAAUUCUCAUAAUAACGCAAAUUAUAAUAUGAAUCCAAAUUGCAAUCCAAAUAUGAAUUACAAUAUGCACGGAAAAGCAAUGGGUAAUGCAAAGACAAUGUAUAGCCAGUAUCCAGUAAAUAUGAAUGCACUAAUGAAUAUGUAUCCAAAUAAUGAUAAUAUGCCAAAUCCUUUACGAAUGCCUAUGUAUCCAACACAGCAAAAUAUAGUAUAUAAUAAUAAUAUGAAUUUUAUGAAUAGUAAAGCAUAUUUAAAACACCUAAAGUAUAAUAAAGUAAUUACUGCUGAUCCAAGCAUACAGCCAAAUGAAACAUUAUACGUAAAAAAUUUAAAUGAUAGAAUUAAAUCUGAAGAAAUGAAAAAAAGCUUAAAAGAUCUAUUCAAACAAUAUGGAGUAAUUGAAGAUUUAAUAGUUAUGAAAUCCUUUUGGAGAAAGGGACAAGCGUGGAUUGUUUAUGACAAUAUUGAAAGUUCAACAAAAGCAUUAAAUGCAUUACAAGGAUUUGUACUAUUCGGAAAAAUAAUGCAAAUAAAUUAUUCUCAUAACAAAAGUGACAUACAUUCAAAAAGAGAUGGUACAUUUGUUGAAAGAUCAAAACAGCCAAAAAAACCAAAACAAAUACUUGAACGAGAGCAAAGACAAAAAGAAAUUUUUGAGAGAAUGCAUAGGAGUUAUUUGGAAAUGCAAAUGAAAAAUUUUAAUAUAAUGAAUAAUAUUGAAAUAGAAAAAAAACAGAAAAUUGAUUUAAGUCAAAUGGAUAAACAAGCAUUAAUUGCAAAAGCCCAAGCAAAAGCAUAUGAAGAAAAAAAUAAAAAAAAAGGCGAAGAUUUGUCAAAAAGAAAUAAUAUUAAUAAUAAUAAUAAUAUGUAUCAUCCACCUUUUUACCCUAUGAACAACUUCGUGCCUAUACAAAGUAAUGUAGUAAUAGCAUGCAAAAUUUUAUUUGUCGAAAAUGUUGUAGAAAAUGUUAACACUCAAGCUUUCAAUGAUUUAUUUAAAAAUUUUGCUGGAUUUAUUGAAGCUAGAAUUAUUCCACAAAGAAAUGUUGCCUUUGUUGACUAUUCUGACGAAGCAGCAGCAACCUAUGCAAUGAAAGCUUUACAAAAUUAUGAAUUACAAGGAUCCAAAUUAAAAAUAUCAUAUGCCAAAAGAUAA
Plasmodium malariae is the source of this 1674-nucleotide messenger RNA. RefSeq names its product U1 small nuclear ribonucleoprotein A, putative. Gene Ontology annotation, biological process: mRNA splicing, via spliceosome. Gene Ontology annotation, cellular component: U1 snRNP. The record is from RefSeq and is a predicted model, not a curated record. The transcript has 2 exons. NCBI's taxonomy places the organism in Eukaryota, Apicomplexa, Aconoidasida, Haemosporida, Plasmodiidae. Gene Ontology annotation, molecular function: U1 snRNA binding. Bases 1 to 1674 code for a protein of 557 amino acids.